This is a messenger RNA of Loxodonta africana (African savanna elephant), 1167 nucleotides long. Its product is annotated as olfactory receptor 52E8-like. Bases 196 to 1167 code for a protein of 323 amino acids. Lineage: Eukaryota; Metazoa; Chordata; Mammalia; Proboscidea; Elephantidae. Gene Ontology annotation, biological process: G protein-coupled receptor signaling pathway. The record is from RefSeq and is a predicted model, not a curated record. Gene Ontology annotation, molecular function: G protein-coupled receptor activity; olfactory receptor activity. The transcript has a single exon. Gene Ontology annotation, cellular component: plasma membrane.
GACCUUGGGAAGAGUGAGGCUGGCUCUAUUCCUGGAGCAAUCCGAUGCUCAAGUAAAGAUGGCAGAAAAGUUUGGAUAACAAUUGAAUGGGAGAAAAGGAAUAUUACAAGGUUAUUUUGCAUUUUAAAAGGAAUCCGGAAAAAAGAAGGAAGUGGAGCAAGAAUCACUAAUUGGAAGCCAAGAACUGUCUCUGGCAUGCCAGAACAUCUAAUUUGGGCAGGAAGAAUGUCAGUGCUUAAUGACACCCAGUUUUAUCCUUCUUCAUUCCUCCUGGUGGGGAUCCCAGGGCUAGAAGAUGUGCACAUCUGGAUUGGAUUCCCAUUUUUAUUUGCGUAUCUUGUUGCGCUCCUGGGGAAUGCCGUUGUUCUGUUUGUGAUCCAGACUGAGAACAGUCUCCAUGAGCCCAUGUACUACUUCCUGGCCAUGUUGGACUCCAUCGACCUGGGCCUCUCCACAGCCACCAUCCCCAAAAUGCUGGGCAUCUUCUGGUUUAGCCUCAGGGAUAUAUCUUUUGGAUGUUGCCUUUCCCAGAUGUUCUUCAUCCACUUCUUCACUGCCAUGGAGAGCGUUGUGCUUGUGGCCAUGGCCUUUGACCGCUACAUUGCCAUUUGUAAACCCCUUCGCUACACCAUGAUCCUCACAAGCAAAAUCAUCGGCGUCAUUGCAGGCAUAGCUAUCCUGCGGAGCCUGUGUAUGGUUGUUCCAUUGCUGUUUCUUCUCCUGAGGCUACCCUUCUGUGAGCACUAUAUCAUCCCUCAUAGCUAUUGUGAGCACAUGGGCAUUGCCCGCCUGGCCUGUGCUAGCAUCAAAGUCAACAUAACUUUCGGCCUUGGGGAUAUGUCCAUUUUAUUAUCAGAUGUGCUCCUUAUUGUUCUGUCCUAUGUCAGGAUCCUCCAUGCUGUUUUCCGCCUGCCCUCCUGGGAGGCCCGACUCAAAGCUCUCAACACUUGUGGCUCUCACAUUGGUGUUAUCUUAGCUUUUUUCACACCAGCGUUCUUCUCUUUUUUGACACACCGUUUUGGCCACAAUGUCCCCCGAUAUAUCCAUAUCUUCCUGGCCGAUUUGUACGUGGUUGUACCCCCAGCCCUCAAUCCUGUAAUCUAUGGGGUCAGGACCAAGCAAAUUAGGGAGCAAGUUUUGAGGAUUUUCUUCAAGAAAGGAAGCUAA